AUGAAGCUUUCUUUAUUACAUGUGAAACUUUUUCAUGACAAAAAGCCAAAUCCCAUUCUUAAAACGCGAAGAAAAAGUGCCAAAACUAAAAGUAAGUCUGAACUUGCGUUACCUGCAUGUGACAGUUAAGAGUGAAAUUCCCGGGAUUCAAUUUGAUAAUUUUAAUGUUGAGAAGGUUUACCUUUGCUGCUUGAUUUUCAGGUAAAGAAGUUCUAACAAAACCCAUUCCGAAUAGCUGCGGCUCUAUGGAUACUGCUUCCAACGUCGAAGCUGAAACAAACGACUCGGCGAGUUCGAUGAGUUUUAAUGAGUUCGAAACGUAAGUUCUAAAGGGCAAUUUAUCACAUGGCGGUUUCUUUUCAUACUGAGCAGAAUCUUUAAUCUUUCAGAUUUGCAGAUGAGGUAAAUGGCGAUAUUCCCGAAGUAGACUACCGAGGAAGAGUCAAAAGGUUUGAUCUCGAUGUGUUUGUUUAAGUUUCUUCCUUCAAUGGUUGUUGACUCUCGAUCCAAAGCAAAGCGCGUCGCUAAAGCAAGGAACACUGGUCUCUUGUUAAUUAUGUUAAGCGCUCAUUUUGUCUGCGAAACAGUCAGAUUUGUGAACGUAAAGUUAGUAGUAAACUAUAUAUUUCAGGCUAUUUAAACAUAGAUAAAGAGCAAAGAAUUUUCCGUUUUCCAUUUUCGAUUCUAUGCACGCUUCAGAGCGUACAUGAUUACUUCCAGAUUACGAGUGACGCAUCGUUUUUUUUCCGUGUUGUUGCCAAUCUGCCUCUUUGAAGUUCCUUUCUUCCGCUUUUUCUCUUCUCAGCGAGAAAUUACCGUCAGACGUGUACGAAUCCUCCAAUUCACUAUCACAGGCAAGUGAAACAUAAUUUUAUUCGAAGCGUUCACUUCAUGUUUUGUCUGAAUUGAUUAGUAAACCGGAAGUGAAGGUACAGGUGGAGUGAUCGUGGUCCCAAAGUCAGCCGAUGUGAUGUCACGCAACCAUCCUAUCGGAGGCCAAUAAAGGACGCGACGCUUAUUCUCUUACUCUUACUCUUACUUAUUCUCUUAGGACGCGACGCUUAGAUCUCUUUCUAAAUCCUCGCAGAAUGCGUCGACAAUGUUUGUUGAGUUGUAGAAUUCUUUUCUCUAAAAUUCCCCGUCCGCUGUGGCCGAUCGAUCCAUAGGAAUUUGUGGGUUUUUUGUUUACGAAAUGGAAUUAUCGCGUGCCUAGUGCCUAGUUAAGGUUUCGAAAGAUGGAGUGCGAAAGUGAUCGUCCAGAAGUGACGCUCGUUAAGAGAGGAAAAGUCAACUUUUUCGAGAGAUCAAAUGGCUUAAAAAGCUUAACACGAAAAAUGCAAUAUGUGCCACUGAUUUUUCAAGAUACGCUGAAGUUUAGUUCAUCGUCCUCUGGUGCAAAGGUAGGUUCGUAUAUGCAUCGAUGAGAAAGUUUUUGUAUAGGAACGCAACUAAAGGUCGAACAAAUAUUGUCAGCAAAUGAUCAUACUAAUAUGAUAGGGCACUUUAAUCUUAAAGCUCAGACUACAUGGCACAUACUGGAAAUAUAACUAGCGUUAAAACAUAUCUGCUUUUAGUCGUGAAAUGGACCGAUAUCAAAGUAUUUCCAGUGACAGAGGUGUUAUAGUUUUCACAAACUUUGUUUUGGACCAAAAGGAUGUUCAUUGUUGCACAACUUUACAAGACGCCUUUUGAGGGAACCUAGUGCUAGCCAUUAGCUCUAGGUUACGCAAAUUAAUUGUAACAUAUUUCUGCCUUUGUACUAAUUUGGUCGGAGACGUGUACAUUGAAGCCACAAUUUGUCGUAUCCUCUGCCUCUGCUGUUAGGCCAGUAUUAUCCUGUAUGCACGCUUUAAUCACGUUUAAUUAAUUUUGUGGGAGGUGGCGGCUAGAUCGUCUGAUGUGCAACAACUUAGUUACAGCUGAAGAAGUUUUACAUUUGGGCUGGACUUUGUUUGUUCCAAAAAUAAUUUCGGAUGCUUAUGUCAGUUUGAGCUGUGAGAAAUGGGACCUCGUGAAUUGCGCAAAAUCUUUAAACUCAGUGAUGCAAUAUCAUAAACUUGCCAUUCUAAUUUGGAUAAUUUAUUCAACUUUUGUCAAAUUCUUUCGUUAAGCUGUCAUUGUUCUUAUAUCAAUAAACUUUUUAUUACUGGAGGAUACAAAGAAUUCAAAGACUUAGGAGUCUAACUAGGCUACAAGAUAAUGCUUUGCUAAUUAGCAAUAGUUCUAAUGCAUGCAAGGGAGUUCACCCUGAGUUAAUUGAACAUCGCUGUUCUCUUAGCGGAGAAGUCAUAUUGAUUCUUUCUCCUCUUUUACUGAUUUGAAUGGGUUUCUAGGAAACUAAAGCCCAGUAUUCUCUCUUUGUGUUGAUUAUUGAGACAGUAAGACUGUUCUAUUUGGAAGUUCUCCAUACAAUAUCAAUACAAUAUCAAGCAGACAAGCAAUGAGAAUAAAGAAAAAUGUAAAUUAGGGGAUUAUUAGUUGAUCCAAUACCAAAUUCUCCAAUUAAAUAUAGAAAAAAAAAAUUGAAUGGCAGACAACAAGGAGUAUUAUUGAUAAAGAUAUUGAGAGUGAAAGGGUCAAAGAUCAUUGUCUCUACAGUAGAGGGCUGCUGAGUAAUUGUUAGUAGUAAUUGUUUCAAAGGAGUCAAUUCUUCCCUUCAUUCAAGAGAGGGACAAAAACAUAGUUACAUACAGCUCUUAAGAAGGAGUUUGAUGUCUUAACUUCUCUGGAUAUAGAAAGUAAUGGUUAAUUAUAGAAAUGUAUAUUUUCAUUGUGAGAAAAAAAAAUUUCAUUAAAUGCAUCUGCAAGAAUCAAUGUAGGAUCUUAGCCACAAACCUUAUUUCACAGCACCAGCUUAGAAAAUUACAGGACAUGGUAUGUUGUUAAAAAAAAAGAUGUUGAGAGCAUCAGGCUAAAGAAGGACAAAACUCUGUCAGUGAGACUAGAUUUAUAAUAAUCAGCUUUGUUUUUCUUUUUCAAUUUUUUUCACAGUCACAACUUCUCAAAUCAGAUAGGACACCAAACUUUAUCAAGGUGAGCCAGCUUUGUACUGUUACAAAUUUUAAUAAUUAGUUUGAAAGAUAAUUGAAUAAAUACAAAUUUGGUGUUUAUGAUUUUUCAAAAUUUCCUGAUAAUGUGUUUUAAGAAUGUGAGUCAAAAUUUUUUUUUGGUUCAAUCUUCACUGUGACUUAGAAAGGUUACUUGUUUUUCUGUGCAAUGUGGCUGUUUUGUUAAUAACCUGUUGGAAAAUGGUACAGUAUAAUUCAGUCAUGUCACGGUGUUAGGUCUUUAUAAAUCUUCAUGGCUCUUACAGAGUCUUGAAUUCAUGAAAAAUGUACAGAAACUUUGAAAGUUACCAGUAAACUAGCUCAAGACCUAGAGAAAUAAAGAAUAUUCAGUUUACAUGUUGACAAAUAAUUACUGGCAUAUAAAUCUGGAGUUCUUUCUUUUUUCAAGUGGCAGCAAAAUUUGCGUGCAUUUUCUUGUGAAUGAAAUCUAAAGAAAACCACCAAAUUUAAAUAAAUUAUGACAAAAGGUCCAAGACCUAGAAAACCCUUAAAAACUGUUUUUUUGCUCAGGCCAGGCUACUUGACACAUGACCUUGAAAGUGUUGAGAACUGAAAGUCAUUAUUAAUAUUAGUCUUGAAAAAGUCUGGAAAAAGUCUUGAAGUUUGUACCCAAAAUGAAGAAUUAAAGAUCAUGAAUCUUUGAAAAAAGUUUAAAAAAUCUUCAGAAAAUGUCUUUACAAAGAUCCAAAGGUGUCUGUAAAGGUUCCUCAAUUUCUACCUAGGACCCUACUAAGAUAUUGAAAGAUUACAGUUUGCAAUGUCUUGGAAAGAGUUUUAAGGUGUUUCUCCAUCUAAAAAUUAUUUACUAAAUACUUGCUAGAAUAAUAACCACUUACCAUAAAAGCUUUGUGCUCUGGAAAUGUCAAAUCUUUCAAGAACCAUUCGUUAAUGCAACUUUCUUUAUCUUAAUGGCUGGCUUUAGAAGUUUUUAAAUAUUAACAAAUUGCCAACAAAAAGACCCAAAAUUAUCAUAAACAACAGUAUUAAAAGUCAUUUUAAUGAUUAUGGUAAUUGACACAGAACAAGUGCAAAUGUAAAGAUGUUAAUGUGUGACAAGAGAAGGACUUUAAGGUUGUUUAUUGACAGCGGUGUAAAUAAAUGGCGUAUUCCUUGUGAAAGUCACUUCAAAAUCAUAUAUUUUUAUCAUUUUUUAUUACCUGUAAGGUUAUCUGUCCUAUUCCAUGAUAUAGAUGUAUAAGUUAGAUCCACUAUUUGUAAGUAAUAUGUUUCUGAUAAAAUGAAUGGAAAUAUAGUUUUGUUUCCUACACAGUAAAUAAUCUGAGUGAAUUUGAAGUCUCCACCCAGCCAGAAUGCCAAAGCAGUUUUAUUUAAUUUUCAAAUGUUCUGGCCACUCACUGAACACUGCUGUAAGUGCUAAGUGCUUUUAUGUUCAGUUAGCUGUCAAUAUAUAUUGUCUUCUUAUAUGUUGGAGUCACAUACAAUUUAACCUCAGGUAGAAGUUUAAUUAUUCCUAUUAACAUAGACUCUUAGUUCUCUUUGUCCCCAAGUCCUGGUAAUAAUUUAGUAUGGUUAUGACACAAAAUAUGAAAACUUGGGAUCAGCAUAAAUAUAAAUUUUCUUAAACCUAAAAUUAAAAUUUAACAGCAACAUAUACAUUCACAUUUUGUACCACAACUGCAUUUUAAGGUGUAAUGUCUCUAUGGAUAUUAGCCAAGAAGGUUAUUGGAUGUGAUAAAUUAUUAAGUUGACACAGUGUGAUAUAAUUGACAGGUGGUUUUGUUUUACAAAACAGGUAACCUCCAAAAGUAAAGAGAAAAAUUAAUUUAUAUUUUUAUUUUGCUUGUUCUUGAUGUCUUGGGCAUGUGUAAAUUCUUUGAAAUGCUCUAAAUGUGGCUGUACUGUUUAACUAGAAGGAAAAGGAUUUGAAAGGGCAAAUCUUAAUCUCUUUCAUGGUUUUUAAUCCUAGUUAAGAAUUUAAUUCUGAUAUUAUCUUAGAUUUCCAUGAAUUUUUUUUUGUUCAAAUGAUUCAUCUGCAUUCUUGCCUGGCUUAAAAGUAUUGAACACUUGGAUUUUGUACCUAACAGUUUACCUUCAGUUGAGAGUAACAAAAGUGUUUGUAUUCAUCUUCCCAUGUGACAAGUCUAAACAUUUAAGUUACGUUGUCUUCAUUCAACCAUCAGGAGUUCUAUUGGGUUAUUUUCUUUACAUAAGACAAUUUACUUUGGGAUAAAUGCUACUACCAAUUGUAUUCUUUCACCUGCCACUUGUUUGUAGCCAAUCAGGAGCAACCUGUCAUCUCUGUGGUCUGUUUCUGAACACUGGUUUAUUUUAAGCCUUGAAUUAAUUAUCUGCUUGUGAAAUGAUUUUGACCGGUUUGUUCCUCACUCGAACCAAGUCUGCAUAAUGUCUCAUGCAUUUCAAUUAAAAGUGAGGACACACCGAAGGUCCUUUCCCAAAUUACCAUGAAUGCAGGGAAACGAAAACUAAGGCGGCGGAAUGCAGUAUUUGGCCGAUCUAAGGAUGAUAGUUUCCAAGUCACAAGCAAAGCACGAAGGAAAGGAGCUAACUCACAGAACAGAUGGGUAAAUUGACAUCAACAUUUCCUGUUUAUGAAAAGCUUUUAUUAAAACUCUAGAAGGCUUGAAUUCCUAAACUAAUGACUUACUUGUCAACUAUUAUAAGAAUCUUCAUUCUUAAACUACAAGCUGCAGUUUUAAGUUAGUAAAAUUUCAAAAUUAUAGCAACCUACUUCUGCAUGGUUUCCUGCGUUCACAUGUGAAUGAACUGUCAGAUGGCAGUCAUCCAGCCAAGAUUUUCAGCAAAAAUAACAAAUAGGUGGCUUACAGAACUCGAACCAAAAAAAAAAUUUAUAUCUCAGAGCAUGUUUCAUGGUUUUCGAAAAUAUUCUUCAACUCAAAAAUUUUAAAAGACACAGACUGAGUGUUAUUUAUUUGUGAAAUGGGUAAAACUUUUAUUUCAACCCUCAGAAUUUUUGGCUAAUUUGUGGCUCAGUAUUUUGUCCUUAAUACCUUUAGAAUUGGGACUGCAUUAUAUUCUCAGAAUUGCAGGAAACCCAUUUUGAGAAUGCUUGGUUUGGAAAUCAAUUCUGAUGGCUUGUAGUGUAUAAAUUAUUGAUUCAAAAGGAAUAGCCAUGAUGGGGUAAAUGCUAGUGUCCAAGAUAUGAAAGUUUUCUUAAACUGAGCAUUUUGAUCUAAUCUUUGAAUUCAAAGUCCUUUAGCACUUCAUAUCUAUUUCUGGUGAUAGAUAUAUGCUGGGCAGUAUGGCUCUAGUCGGCUUAUUCAAACAAAAUUCUAUGGUGAGACAUUUACCAUACAGUAUUUAUGCACACAUCAAUACAUAUUAUACAUUUUACAUUUUUGUGAAGACCAGUGCUAUACACUAACCUAAAUUAGGUUAAUGUUUAAAUUUAUUUUAAUGAUAAUAGAGUUGUGAAGUUUUCCCAAAGGUUUUUACAAACCGACAAGUUGAAAUUGAAAGUUUGCCCUGAAACUGUAUAUCAGAGGUUCUUUGUGGUAUUAAAAAUAUUUUGAGGGAUGUUUACCUGUCAUUCUUUUGUAAACACAGAGUUUCAUCCGUCAAUAACUUUUAUUAACCAUUGCUUAGAUUUAACUUGUCAAUGCUAAAACACCUGAUGUUGAUGUCUAGCCUUAGUGUUGUAGUCCAUUUGAAUUUUAAUACUAAUUUUAAUUGGCCCUGAUACAAUUCAUUUCCAAAAAGUGCCAAAAUUGAACAGCUGUUGCUAUUUUUUGUAUUAACAUAGCUGUGCUACUGCCUAACCAUAAAGCAAAAAAUUAUGGUGGCACUGCAUUUUAUAUAACAAAACUUCUUGUUCACAUAUGAUGGUCUGACAGCUCUCUGUGCUGAGAAAUUUGUUAUUAUUUGAAACUCACAGGACCUGUUAGUAGGACAAAUAGUGGCUUUUAUGAUAUGGGAUGGUUAAAAACAGUAUGAAAGUUGUUGGGCUAGUUCAGAAAAUGUUUUAAAUCAGGGUGAUACGUGGCAUAUGAUUUUUGACCAUGAUAGUUAUAUUAUUUUAAUAGUAAAUAACGUGAAACUAAGCAAAUAAGUGGCAUAUUCUGAUAAUCAUUUAAGCAAAUAAUCAUACUUAGUAAGACAACCUUUUGAAUGCCAGGAUUUAAUAAAUUUAGGUGUUGAUUUGUCACUUUUUGGGAUGUACACUAUGGUGCUAAACUGGCACCAGUUCAGUUUUGACCUGUAUUUUGUUGACACAGUUCACAUUGAUUCACAGUUUUUGUUUUUGGUUAUUUUUUUUUUACUUGCAGUCUUUACUGUCAACACGGACUCCCUAUGAAGAAUUUCACCGUCUUUUUAAGAGUGUUCCAAUGGACCAGUUCCCCAUAAAUGGUAAGUAUAUGAACUUACAUUUAAUAAAAUAAUAUACAUGCCAACAUUGAUGAAAAGGUUUGAUGAAAAGUCCUUUUGAUUCAAAAAACUUUUGAGUGUUGCACUCUUGAUUAUUUUAUUUAUUAUAAGAGAAUGUCUAGAAAUUUUGAUUUUGUCAUCGUGCCAUUCUGUAGUGUCUGCAUUUACUUCCAGUUUAACCCCCCCAAAAAUUGUUUAACAUGUAACAUUCAGUUGUUUAACCACUUUAGAUUAUUAUUUUUUAUUUGAGUUAUGAAUUUCUCUUUUUAGAUUUUUCCUGUGCUCUAAGUCGUGAAAUUCUACUCCAAGGAAGAAUCUACAUCACACAAGGAUGGUUCUGUUUUUAUUCAAAUAUAUUUGGUUGGGAAACACAAGUAAGUUUAAAACCUUUGUCCAGUAUUGAUUCCCUUUUAUAUCCUAUUUUUACUUCUAUUUUUGAUGUUUUUUCAUAUUAAAAGAAUAUUUAGAAGACUUGUAAUUACUCCUGGCCAGAGUAAUUGCUGGUGAUCAUGGCAGGCUGUGAUCUCUGAUUGGUUGAGUGUUAUCUCAUAUCUUAAUGCUAUAAUCAUAGAGUUUUCAGGUCUUAUUUCCACUACUGCUUAAGUAGUGUUCAUUACUCCGAAGAUCGCUUUCAUAUUCACAUCUUUAUCCACAGUUUACAUCAUUCUAUGAUUUUCAUACAUUCACAGUCAGUUUUCAUUUCACUCAAGAAACGAAGUAGGGGAAGAAUGUUGUUAGUUGAUUGGGAAAUAUAACUUUGAUAUCUAAAUAAAGAAAAAGCUGAAGAAUUCUGUUUAGCAGUGAGUGAAUUAUCGAAUCUCUGAAGAACACCUUGAAUACCCUUGUGUUCGCUGACUUAGGUUCCCAAUGCAGCACUCAGUUUAAAAAAAAAUGAAUGGACACCUUAUAAUUUUUUUAUAUGUCUCUGAAGAAGAAAAUAGUAAUUAUUAUGAAAACUUAAGUUCUGUAGCUCUCAAAUUGAUAUUUUACUAAUGGCUUUUAAACGUUACAUAGAAUAUAACAUUCUCAAGAAAUGCUCAGCUGAUUGGUCCCUCAAACUUUAUUUCAGCAUUAUUUAACCCUUUACACCCUAACAUCAGUAUCCAUAGUCUCUAUACUCUUCUCUAUACAUUUCCUUGAGUACUGACAAGGAGAAUUUGUUUAACAAUCAAAGCUUCUUUGGUUGGCGAUCAUUUGCUUUAUUCUCAUGAUCUUAAUGAAUGGUUCAACUGUAUGACUGUAAAGAGAAAUUAGAUGCUGGUCACUCUCAGGGUUUAAAGGGGUUAAUGACCGUAUUCAGUUAGCCUGGGGCAAAUAAUUGUUAGUAUUAUUAAGAAGGAAGAAUUAAAUGUAUUGACUGUUUUUCAUUGAAUUUGUUUUACUCAGGUAACAAUAGACUGUACUAAAAUUCAGUCCAUAACUAGGGAGAAAACAGCUUAUGUUGUACCCAAUGCAAUUCUUAUCUGUACUGAUGAGGAAAAGGUUAGCUCAUUGCAAGUUGUUUUUGUUAUUGGUAUUAAUUAUGUGGUGUGAUAAUCUUAAUAAUAUUAUAACUUUGUUGUUAGCAAAGUUAGGGACUGCUUGUAUGACAAACAGAUUCCAUGUUGCCAUGUGUCUGUUAAGUAAUAGAUCACAGAUGAUGUAAAUAUGUGGCUAGAACGAAAAAGCAACACACCACCAGGUGCAGCCAGGUGUGUUGCUGAUGUUCUCACCACAUUUGGAUGUCUUCUGUAAUCUAUUACUAACAGCACCUGAACAAACCCACAGCAACAUGGAAUCCAUGUUUUAUGUGAUAAAACAAGCAAAAGGUUGUUAUUGGUGAGGCCAUAUAUACAUCUUUCCUCCAAUAGAUCUUAACCCUUUACACCCUAAGAUCAGUAUGCACAUUCUCCAUACUGUUCUACAUAUAUUUCCUAAGAUGCUGACAAGGAGAUUUAAUUGCUUAACAAUCAAGAGCUCUUGUAUUUGUUGAUCAUUUCCAUUACUCUCAUGAACUUAAUGUAUGAUUCAGGGCUGAUACUGUAAGGAGAAAUAAAUCACAAAUUUACUCUGUAACUGAACUGUUUUUCACCUUUUGCAGCACUUCUUUUCAUCGUUCUUAUCCAGAGAAACUGUCUACAAACUCCUCCUUCAGGUGUGGGAUGAAGUAAAAACUAAGAAUCAGGUUAGUACAUGAGGUCACUUAACUUAUUCCAGGUCUGAUUGAUUUCUGUUUUAUACCUUUAGCUGGUUACUGGUAACUUGUAUCAGUCAUACUUAUUUACAGUUAUAAUAGGUACUUUGAAUGCUCCAUCAUCACCAUGUAGCCAUUGUCAUUUCUCUCUGAUCUAUGCCUUUUUAACUUACUGAAUGGCCUGAUGAAAGUGUGUUCAUUGUUUAGUUAGUAAUUUCUUGUGAACAAAGAAGACUGAUAAAAAAGAAAUUUGAAAUUUAGAGUUGUUACACAUUACUAAAAGCUAGUGCCUUGGUUGAAAAAUAAAAGAAGUUUCUAAUAAAUAGUUGUGAUCUAUUGGUACUUGAUGUUGUGAAUUUGUUUCUUUAAUUCAGAAAAUGGAUGAAGCUGAUGGAGAGAAUCAGGUGAGUAGUAGUUAUCUUGAGAGUUCAAGAUUUGAUUUUUUGAUUAAAACUGUUGGGCUUUCAUCCAUUGAGGGGUAAUUACUUUAAGACUUUUGCUUCAUUAUAAUUUAUCAACUGAAGAUGCUGGAUAGGAGUGCUUUAAGGCUCAGAAGAGGAAUAUUUGAUAACUCAAAUAUAUCAUUACUCACAGUGAAUACUUUUAAAAUGAUUUUACAGCAGUUUGUGUGUUAAGUAAUUAAUAUGUAUUGUACACAUGCUCACAUGUGACCUAUUCUCUCCCAGCAAACUGAAGCUGGUUCUCCAUCAGAAGAUAAAGAUGUGUGGGAAGAUGAAGAUGAAGAUGAAGAACAGAACAUAGAGGAAAACGAUGGUACAUUGAUAGAUGUUACCACCUUACUGAUUCAACUAUAAUGUGUUUAACAUGUUUAAUGACUCUGUUAAUGGUUGUGUUUUCAAUGAAAUAUAAGUGCAAUUAAUCUGAGAUGGACAUUAAUAUUUCUGGUUUUUUAGUCAAUUUUUACAAUUUGUAAGUUUUAAUGCUCUGGAAAUUCAAUAUGAGGAAACUUAAUUGGUUAAUAUGAAACAUUUGAAAAUAUUUUUAAAUUUCAACUUUUCUUCCAGUCAAUCAGCAACGUAGGACUAUAUGUACAUGUUCUUGACUGUGUUUCUGUAUAGGUUCUAGUUGAAGAACUGAUAUAUUAACCUUUGAACUCCUAGAAGUGAUUAACAUACAACUUCUCCCUAUAACAUCCAUACAUUAUUCAGCAAACAGGUAAUGAGAAUAUUCAAACUUAUCUGGUAGAAGUUGUUAUCUUGAUCUUGGAUCAAUUGUAACUAAUUUACAAGCCAGGGAAUGUGUAGUCGUUAGGGGGGAGAAUUUAGAGUCAGAUCUUGGGUUAAGGAGUAAAUCGACUUUAACUCUUCAUAUUAAACAUAUUUUGAGUUGCAUAAUUUUAUUGCAGAUCAUGAUCUUCACUUUACAUUUAUGUCAUUUCAUAUGUAGAUGAAGACCAUGAGUGCAGUGCUGGUGGUCCUGGAGAAAAUGCUGGUCAUUGCAAGAAAUGUGAACAAGCUAGAAAAGCAUCCUCUGAAAAUUUAUCAAGAAUUAAAGAUGUGGAUGAGGAAGGAAAAAUGGUGAUGAGUAAAAGAGGUGGCCAUAUUUCACAUCUGGGUGAAAAAAGCUCCGUUUCUAGAUGUCAAGACCCUGCAAAAAUUACUGGCUGUGGUAAGAGCAGCAUUCAUUUGAUGUGUGUAUUAAUUAUCAAUUAUUAAAUAAUAGUUUGUUAAACUCCAACAGCACUUUCUAAUUAAGAUAUAUAUGUUCAGUGAUAGUUUUUGUUAUUCAUAGUUUGAAAACUUAAAUAAUUCAUAACUAAGUAAUCACAGCUUAUUGCUGGAAAGUUUAUUGUCAUUUUUAAUGUUUUGUAACUGUUAUCAUUGUAAUAUUUUGUAACUUUCUGUUAGUGGUAUUUAUCUGGUUGUUUGUUUGUAAUUUGCCUUUUUCGUUCUAUUGUUUACUUAUGGUGUGUGUAUUUAUUGUAUUUUGCUUAUUUUUCAGCUGGUGCUGCAAUGUUUUUAGCUUCAGUAGCUGAAACUGUUUACUCAUACUUUCAAGUCAGCCUGCGUUUAGUCAGAAGGUGGGUGAAGGCACUGCAGUAUUUAAUGGACAUGUGAAUCUUAUUUGUAAGUGUAUAGAAGUUAAAAGUUACAAUAUUAUGUAUAGUUUGUAACAGUUUCCUUUGUAUUUUAGAAGUAUCUGAAUGAUACUUGUUCUGAAAAUUUGACAUAAGAUAAAAGACAAGAGAAAAUGCUCAGAAUAUUUAAACAUUGUUAGCUGAGAGAAAUGAAAGAUUUUCUUGACCAAUAGCAAGAAAUAACUGAUAUUAAUGCCAUAAAGUUUAUUAUAUCAUUAUAAGGUUAUUAUUAAACUUUCUAUUACUUUAAUGUUUUUACUAAGUGGAAACAUUACUUUUUGCACACUGGUCAAACUUUGUCUUUGCAGACUUACAAGGGAACAGCUCUUUUACAUAACUACUUGUUUUCUGUAAGUACUAAGAGUUUUUAUCAAACUCCUUUGAUGUAAGCAGCUCUCAUUAAAGUUUCUUUUAAUUUGUAAACCUCAUGAUUAUAAUAAUUGUGGCAACAAUGAAGGCGGUGAUUAUGUCAAUGAUCAGGUCAAUGAUGAUGAUAAUGUUUGUUUGUUUUAUCAUGUUUAAGUGUCAUUGAGACUUACAUGUACAGUGAAAGAUUGAAUAUAUUUUAAUUUUGUUUCAGAAUAACAUGUUUAAUAAUGUGCAGUUUAUUCCUGCUUCAACGUAUUUCCAUAUUGGAACCUAAAAUCAUGGCACAAUUAUCUUAUCCUCCAGAAAAGAUUCUUCUGUAAGUUGGAUUGACGAAGGUUUUUAUUAGUUUUGUAUGAGCUUUAGGUAAUGUUGUUCUCAUUUACCAAGAAACUUCGUACUAUAUUCCUUGAUAAGCAUAAAAUGCAUAUAACAAUAGAACAUUUGGAUUGAGCGUUCUAGAAAAAACCAAUUAAUUAGUAAGUAAUUGCAGCAGCCAAUUAGAGUGAAGGAAAAUAUCACAAGGAACCAAUCAGAACUCAAGUAAGAACAAGAUUUACUUCAUCAAGUGAUUGUGCAAGCAACUUAAAGGAAAUUAGUUUUAGUUUUCAGAGGGUACUGUAGUAGGAGUUUUCCAAACCAAUUGCAGAGUAAAGUUAAACAGAUGAUUCUAUUGUUAUUAUUCAGAUGAUAUCUGAUAUUUAUUAUUUAUUCUUAUUGAUAAUUAUCUUGAUGUUAAUUUUUUUUCCAGUCAAAAGUCAAUGCAUCAAUUGUGGAAACUUCGUCAGGAAGUUUUUGAUGCAGAAAUAGUUAGGUGAGGAUAUUUCUGACUUUUCUUGGAUUAACAUUUAUUCUACCCUAGCCAUAUACUACUCCAGCAACUGUGAGAAACAAUGACUCCAAUUUUUUAAUUGAAUUUCAUUCCAAGAUAAAACAUUCAGUUUUAUACAACCACAAAGUAAUCUAUGUCACAUGAUUGAUGACUACAUGGAAUAAUGUUUUAUUUUGUUUUACAGAUUUAAAACAAUUGUAGCAGCCAAUUUGAAUGCAAUCACACAGGUAUGUCACUUGUUCACUAUCUAGAUAAUCUUUAAGUCUAACUUAUUAUGACCUGAUAUAAUUAUAUGGAAUACUCCAAGGUGCAACCAGUUUGGUUGCAUGGCAAGAAGAAAAAAUAUUUGUGUCUUAUCUUGCAAGGAAAGUUGCCAAUUUUGUGACCUGCAAUGUCCCUUCUUCUUAUGGCUAAAAUUUUAUUUCUGCAUGGUGACCAUUUUAUCAUUUUAGAUUUCCAACUUGUCAUUUUAAUAACAAUUAAGCCUAAAGCCCUAACAAGAUUGUAAAAUGAUGAACAAUCUAUUUUAAUGACCAAAGCAUUUUUUUUACUUUCCUGUAGGUGCGGCAAACACUCAAAAUGUUGGAGGAUGAUCUUGAUGCUCAUAUGAGUAGAAAUUGUACUUUACUUGCAAACAAUGUGUGUGUACAAAUUUGAGAACAGGGACUUCCUCUUAAGCCUCGAUUACAGAACACUGAUGUCAAGUACUUUCAUCAUACAUCAUUGUCUACAUAGAAAAUCUGCAAAUCUGAAACAUCAACUACCCUCUCCAAAACUUUCAAGUAGCCUGAACUCAAGUUGCCUGUGUUCCAAAGUGCAACCAACUUGAAAUGAAUUUAAAUUUAGGUGCUCUUUAAGACGCAUUUUCAAAUUGGUUAUUUAUUAUUGGCAAACGGUAGUUUUAUGAGCAGUGUAUUUAUUCCAUAAGUUUUAUAGAAAUAUAUAAAUUGGCGAGAAGUAUUUUGUAUUUAAUACAUUUGAAUGAUGACGAAGAGGUAAAUACUGAAAAUAAUUUUUACAUAAUAUUCAUUCUUAAAUGACAGUGAUUUGAAGUGACUGAGGCAAAGCCUUAUAAACUAGAAAAAAGGGAAGAAGUGGUAAAAUUACAUAACUUUCAUCAGAUUUAUUUGAAAGAACAGUUGAAAACUAUUGUCCUUUCUAUGGCAACAAGUACACUGAAACAUUUGAAAUGAGCCUCGACAGUGCAGGCAUUGUCAUUUCUCAGCUAAAGCAGCCAAGCUGCUGGAGUUUUCAAGGGUGAAUAUUUUCAAAAAGUGUACAGUUUGGUAAAGUUAGGGUUUUUCUUGAUAUCAAGUCAUGGGAAAUCAGCUUGGGUUAGGGAAUUGUUCAUUACACGGCAAUUUUUAUGAUCAUCAUGUAUGUUUAACAAAGAAAUUGUAAUUUCUAUCAUCAAAACACAGUGUGAGGAAAUGCACAAAGUAGAUUCCAUGAAUUUUAAUUAAUAGGUCAGUUACUGUACGUACUUUAGUCAAAGGAGCAGAAAAGAUGCAGAUCUAUUAGGAAAUGGUAAAUUUUAAGAUAUUAGAUAUAAUGCAAUUUAAUAGGGAAUAUUUGAAAGAAUAAAAACAAUGAAC
This is a messenger RNA of Pocillopora meandrina, 14497 nucleotides long. The record is from the annotation of a GenBank genome assembly. NCBI's taxonomy places the organism in Eukaryota, Metazoa, Cnidaria, Anthozoa, Scleractinia, Pocilloporidae.